GCCGGAGAGGGAGAACUACGGUACUUGAGGCGGAAGUUCCCUCAACGGAAGUGAUCUCUGCGCGGAUCGUGGGUAGAAUGGUCGUGGGAAGGCUGUUGCCAAGGCUUUUGCGGGCACCUCCCAGUCCCAUGGCACAGAGUCUACUCGAGGGCGCGUGCCCCUCAAGGGGCAUGCACGCGGAGCGCGGCCCCCGAAGGCUCUCCGUCGAAGGCAACAUUGCUGUGGGAAAGUCUACCUUUGUGAAGUUACUCACGAAAACUUACCCAGAGUGGCACGUAGCUACAGAGCCUAUAGCAACAUGGCAGGAUGUCCACGCUGCUGGCACCCAAAAAGCCUGUACUACCCAAAGUGUUGGAAACUUGCUGGAUAUGAUGUACCGGGAGCCAGCACGAUGGUCCUACACGUUCCAGACUUUUUCCUUUAUGAGCCGCCUGAAAGUACAGCUGGAACCCUUCUCGAAGGAAACGUUACGGGGCAAGGAGCUGGUACAGGUCUUUGAGAGGUCGGUGUACAGUGACAGGUAUAUCUUUGCAAAGAAUCUUUUUGAAAAUGGUUCCCUCAGUGACAUCGAAUGGCGUAUCUAUCAGUACUGGCAUACUUUUCUCCUUCAGGAGUUUGCCAGCCGUCUCAGAUUACAUGGCUUCAUCUACCUCCAGGCUACUCCCCAGGUUUGUUUGGAGAGACUACACCAGAGGGCAAGGGCAGAAGAGAAAGGAAUUGAGCUGGCUUAUCUGGAGCAGCUUCAUGGUCAGCAUGAAGCCUGGCUUGUUCACAAGACAACCAAACUCCACUCUGAGGCUCUGCUGAACAUUCCAGUGCUCGUGUUGGAUGUCAACGAUGAUUUUUCUGAAGAAGGAGCCAAACAAGAGGAGCUCAUGAGAAAGGUAAAUACCUUUUUAAAGAAUCUGUGACCAAUGCCAUGAAGUUCUGGCUGUGAUCUGGGCUCUCCGAUUUUGUGAAGCUAGAACAAUGUCCAUUUACCCACCCAACUUU
Molecule: messenger RNA, 993 nt
Organism: Orycteropus afer afer
Lineage: Eukaryota; Metazoa; Chordata; Mammalia; Tubulidentata; Orycteropodidae
Gene: DGUOK
Product: deoxyguanosine kinase
Biological process (GO): nucleobase-containing compound metabolic process
Cellular component (GO): mitochondrion; cytoplasm
Molecular function (GO): deoxyguanosine kinase activity; ATP binding
Source: RefSeq, a predicted model, not a curated record